GACUAUUGUUCCCUUUUUCAAGCCUGACCAAUACCAAUUCUUUCUUGUCUUUGACACGUCGCAGACACUUCAGGACAUAUAUACAACAUCGAACCUCGUCCAUCACUUUCCUCUUUGUGUCACCUCUCUAGCUUCACCCGAUCACGGCCCAAUAGUCAAGAUGAGCUCCCUUGCGACAAAGCAGCAGUCGCUUAAGAUCUUCGAGAAGUUGAAGACUAAGCCUGCGAACAAGAUCUGCUUCGACUGCGGCCAAAAGAACCCUACAUGGACCUCUGUCCCCUUUGGCAUCUACCUCUGCCUUGACUGCUCCUCCAACCACCGAAACCUUGGUGUCCACAUCUCCUUUGUGCGAUCAACGAACCUCGACCAGUGGCAAUGGGACCAGCUCCGAGUGAUGAAGGUUGGCGGCAAUGAGUCUGCUACCAAGUUCUUCCAGCAGAAUGGCGGCACCGCGGCGCUGAACAGCAAAGAUCCCAAGACCAAGUACCAAUCUAACGCCGCUACAAAGUACAAGGACGAGCUCAAGCGCCGUGCUGCGCGCGAUGCCCAGGAUUAUCCCACUGAAGUUAUAAUCACCGACGCUAUUGACGAUGGAUCCGCUACCCCUGCCGGCGAGCCUGACGACGAUUUCUUCUCUUCUUGGGAUAAGCCUGCCAUCAAGAGACCUACGCCCCCUGUCUCUCGCACCGGAACCCCCCCUGUUGUCGGUCGCACGCCUUCUCCCUUCUUGAACUCUGGUAACGGCAAGGAUAUCGCCCGUACAGCUUCGCCUCUUUCCCGAACCUCCACUGGCGAGAACAAGCCUGCAAGCCGAAUCACUACAUCUGCCGCUCUCCGCAAGACGCCCGCUUCCACUGGCCCCCGAAAGGCCAACGUCCUCGGUGCCAAGAAGACCACCAAGCUCGGCGCAAAGAAGGUCACUGCAGACAUCAUUGACUUUGACGAGGCUGAGAGGAAGGCCAAGGAGGAGGCGGAUCGCAUUGCCAAGCUUGGCUAUGAUCCCGAUGCUGAGGAGGACCCUGCCACCAAGAACUCCGGAUCAGCUGCUGCCAUUAUCUCCCCCACUCCUGUUGCACCCAGCCGUGGAAGCGCCUCAUCGCAUACACGACAGAAGUCAGAUGCCGAGGUUGAGCGACUGGGUAUGGGUAUGAACCGUCUGGGUUUCGGACAAGUUGGUGGUCCCAAGGCCGCCGCUUCUUCUGCCCCGAAGAGGAAUGCUGGAGGUUUUGGUUCCGUUGGCCCCGUCAGGGCUCAAGACGUUGAUGACUCUGAGCGAUACGCUCGUGAAAAGUUUGGCACCCAGAAGGGUAUCUCUUCCGAUGAGUUCUUCGGCAAGGGUGCUUUCGACCCCAGCCAACAGUCCGAGGCCAAGACCCGACUCCAAGGUUUCGAGGGCGCAACUGCCAUUUCUUCAAACGCCUACUUCGGACGACCAGAGGACGAGCCCGAGGAGGAGUACGGCGACCUCGAGUCUGCGGCCAAGGACUUUGUGCGCAAGUUUGGUAUCACAGCUGGCGAUGAUCUUGAGAACCUCACACAAAUGGCUGGCGAGGUUUCAACUCGACUCCAGGGAGCCAUCCGUUCAUACCUUGGAAACUAAGAGGUGCUGUCAUUGGGUGAGAUGAAUAUAUGGGAGCAUGAUGGAGCUUUGAAGUUUGAACAAGGUCCUGUCGGAGAAAAAGCAGCAGUUGCGGUGAACCAGAAUAUGCAUGCGCUGCCUCGAUUACCACUAGUUAUCGAGUACAAACAUGGCGCGGCGCAUUGAAACUGUGCGUUUUGCAUGAAUCUGAGUCGGGAUGCUUUUGGAGCUGGCGUAUAUGCGAUGUCAAAGUUAUAGUUGACUGCUUUGGUUACUCUAGUAUGAAAUAGAUUUGAUGUUUUCUUAGUUUACGAUAUAAAAGAUAAUCCCUUGUCUA
Messenger RNA from Fusarium graminearum PH-1, 1916 nucleotides. RefSeq lists its product as uncharacterized. The transcript is spliced from 5 exons. Bases 161 to 1600 code for a protein of 479 amino acids. The record is from RefSeq and is a predicted model, not a curated record. Gene Ontology annotation, biological process: COPI coating of Golgi vesicle. Gene Ontology annotation, molecular function: GTPase activator activity. NCBI's taxonomy places the organism in Eukaryota, Fungi, Ascomycota, Sordariomycetes, Hypocreales, Nectriaceae.